GGAGACGCCACAACGCAUCACUGCUGGCAAAAUAAAAACUUGUUCCUCGGAUGCUCUCUUUUAUCAUUCAUCUACCUAUACUAAACUGCACAUGCCAUAUAUGCAUUUCCUCCUGGUACGUUCAUGGCGGCCAUCUAGCAGCAACUGUAUGGAUUAACCAAAAAUCAAGUAUCAACUUGCGCUGCGCGCUCGCAUUUUGAUUGAACCGCUGGCAGACUGCGAGUUACAAUUCAGGUCGAUCUCUACCAUCUUUUUGUCAUCCGAGUUAGUGACAUCAAAUAAAAGACCAAGAAAUAAAGAAGUUACAACUUGCUGCAGAGAAUACAGCAGCUUCCAACCAUGAGGGCGCUUUUUAUUCUCAUGUCGACCGCUUUGGCGGUUGCUAUGGUAGCUAGUCAGCCUCCCCCGUUCACUCCAUGGACGAUGCUGCCCCCUGCUGAUCCGCUUGAGCCAUUCCAAAACCCAGGAGAGAUCGUUCCAAACACCGGUCUAACGAUCCAGUAUCUGAUCAACGCUGCUGGGGGCAUCUGGCAACAGGACCGUGCCAUUGACUCCGCGGCUUAUUUUUGCAAUGAUGUCCUCCCUUUCAUCGCUUCGGUAGUACCGGAAGUGGAUGGUUCAAGUCUUAUUUGGGGUCCACUCUGCGAUGAUGUGAGGGAAGCGUCGAACGACCUUGAUAAUUUCGACGCAACGGGCUGGUGUAAUGGAAUAAUCGAUAUGUUCUUGGAUCCAACAGCCCAGGUAUAUGGUGGAAGGGUUCGAAGACAAUCUUCCUCGACGUCUCCUGGACCCAUGGAACUUCCUUUUGAUAUCGUUGAAAUCCUAGUCAACAUAACCAGGGAUCUCUAUGGAAUAGAUAUCAACAUGAUCAUCGAGGAUUUAUCCAUGAUCAGAGCCAUCUGCACCACCAACAUCAAGGAUCACUUCCUUCGGCAGUCCCUUGAGGACGUCAUAACUAAUUUCGGCUCUGAGCUGAUGGCUGUCCUUCUGCCUCAUGCACGUCCGAUCUGUCAAGACUUUGACGGCUUCCUUCAGAGCUUAAUGGUCAACUCAUCUUUUGAGAAAACUAUCUUUCAAGAUAUCCGUGAGCUAGUAGCCCAAGCGGUCGGCUUCAGCAAUGGAGAUGCCCUUUGUGAGAACAUCCUUUCAACACUCGAAGAUGGAAACAUCGAGGCUAGACGCUCAUUCUCAGCUGCUCGGAUUUCUAGCGCUUUCAGAAUUCCGGAAAAUGCAGACAGAUGCUCCGUGCUGCUCAAUGGCCUCAUUGAUGACGUUAUCGAACCGAUUGUCCAAUUAGGAAACCCGAAUGACAUGAUGUUUUCAAUAACGGAUGAGAUGAUUUACAAGUACACUGGAUUUCAGGGACCGGACCCCGUGGAUAGAAUGUGUCGUUUCGUGGAAAUUGCUUUCACUACACUGGUGGAUCUUCCUGAUUCAGUACCAAUUCAACUUAUCCCAGAGACAAAUCUUAGUGUUGAGUUCUUCAUCAACGCGGCAGGGGGUCUGUGGCUUCGUGAACGAACAAUUGAUUCCUUUGAUUUUGGUUGCAGAGAGAUCCUCCCCGAUCUUCUCAGGCUGGCGCCCUCUUUGACCAACUACGCUGCCUACUAUGAGCCAAUCUGCAGCGAGAUCCGCGAGGCAGCAAAUGACCUCGAUGCGUUUGACGCAGAGGGGUCGUGCAACGAUUUGAAAGCCACCUUUAUGAACCUGAUUAACCAGGAUGUCGGCAGAAGGAGGCGAAGGCAGACUGAUGAUCCUAUGGCUCCGAGUAUCGACAUCAUCGAAAUCAUGGAGGAUAUCCUCAGAGACGUCUACAACAUUAAUAUCUCGGACCAGUCCACCGUAUGUCCGAAUAUCGGCCAGUUCCUUGGUCCAGCCUUGCCUGACUUGGUCACGAGAUUCGUCGGAGAGCUGACCAACCCCUUGCUUCCUGCGUCAAACUACUACGCGUGCUCAGACUGGACUGAAUAUCUUCCUAGUGUUGGGAUCCACGCUAAUUCUACCUAUUACCCUAUCAUCUUGGCAGUAGCAGAUAUAGGAUCUCGAAUGCUCGGAUAUGAAAAUAGGAAUGACAUCUGCACGGCUAUCCAGGAAGCUCUUACAAAUGGAGAUGAAGCUGGGAAGGGUUUCGGGAGGAAUGCCUUUGAGAGUGUCAUUGACAUCUUCACCGACGUUGACAUGUGUAUUAGGAUCGGGACGGACGCAGUUGAUGACAUCGUUGAACCCCUCGUUCGUGUCCUGUAUGAUCAUGAUGAAUAUGAAGUCACAAGAUACAUGAUGUCCCGCUACACCGGAUACAGUACCGUCCAGGAAAUCUGUAUCGCACUGGAAACAGCAUUCACUCAAUUAUUCAACAGUACUUUGACGGUGACGAUUACCGUUGAAACCCUGAAUGGAGAAGAACUUCAGUUCACGGACGACCUAAAGAACAAGGAGUCAGCUGCCUUCAAGAGACUUGAAACAGCCUUCUGCGGAGGGGUUGUGAAUCUCAUUGAGAACGAGUCGGGUGCUCGUCGAGUGGAAUGCGAGGUGGUGUCAUUCAGCCAAGGAAGCGUUGUUGCUGCGUUGGACGUGAUGGUCUAUGCCACAACCCAAACCAACGCUGAUGGCAUCGCGGAAAGUGUGACCGAGCUGUCUGUCGACGUUCUUUCGUUUGACGGAGUUUCUCUGGGCGUUUCAGAGAUCACAACCAUGGUAACUGGAGGUGCUGGAAAGAUUGGAAGCCCGUCCAUUGGAGCAAUCAUAUUCUUUGCCUUGGGCGUGGUUACGGCGGGACUAUGGUAGAUCUGCCUUCUUUGGCGAUGACGUAAAUUCCUUUGAACGGAUAACAAACAUGACAAGGAAUCGCCGUCAAUUCCAACGCAUGGACACGCAAAUUAAUUUUAAGUUAAAGGGGAGUGAACCGUGUAUGGUCUCACAUUGACUGUGUGUUAUAAAUACAUAGUCUUAAACUAUACUUUUUUCAGAUAUCUAAUAAUACAACAGAGAAUGAAUUGACCUAUAAUUGUAUUUGUUUCGAGAAACUAAAAUAUUUUGAGAGGAAGAGUAAUUGUUUUGCUGCUUGGUUGCCUUGGUAACAUAAUUAUUGCGGUAUAAAUGUAUUGGGAAGUAAUAACAAGUGAUAUCUUGAAAAUGUAUAUUUUAUUGUUAAAAUAUCGCAAUAAACUUGGUAGACAAACAAACUUUGUAUUCAAACUAAACAGAGAAAAGAAUUAUUGAUAAUGGAAUGUUAUAGUUCUGCAAAUAAAUCAAGUAAUGACAAGUAAAACUUUUAAAGUUAUAGACACGGACAUCUUUAUUUAUAUUUAGUGAUAGUGCUAAGGUUUGAUGAUAAUUUUGUAUUGAAUUUACACAGAAAACAAAAUAUUUAGAAUGGAAUGUUAGUUCUACGAAAAGAUCAGUAGUGAUAACAAGUAAAAAACUUGAAAACUAAGGACACAAAUAUCCAAUAUUUAGUACUAAGAUUCAAUUAUAAACUUGGUGGAGAAACUAAGUAAAUAAUGUACACAGAGAAAAUCAUUAUUUCAAAUAGUUUAAUAGUUAUACGACUGUCAUGGGAGCAAUAUUAUCAAUAAUUGAAGACUUGAAAACGAAAGGUACAGAUACCCUUGUUUAGUACAAGCUAAUCAGACAAGUGAAUUAUUUAAAAUUUAAUGAUAGUUUUUACGAAACACGUCCGCUAUCGUCAGAAAUUCGAAACAAUAUUGGGAUUGUGCCUUACUUCGCUUUUACAGUGUCCUGAGCUUUGACUAACGUCCAAGCACUGGACUCCGUCUUACAAAGAGUUGCAAUUGAUCCAAUCAACCGUAACUCUAAGGAAAUCCAUUAGGGUCAUAAUUUAUUCUACAGGAGUUUUGCAAAAUGUCCUUUGUAAACAAAGAACACACCAAAUUGUCGAGAAAUCAAUGAAUUUAUAAUGUAUGUAUGAUUUGUAUUUGCCUAUGCUGAUAAUGGAAAUGGAAAAUAAACUUGAACUUGAACUUGAACUUAAACUUGAAUUCAUGGAUAUACAUUCAUAUCUAGAUUUUUUUUAAACAAACAUGCAUUUUAUAUGUUGACUUUGCUGGCUUUCCAUAGUUGCGAUUGAUCGGAUCAAUCGCAACUCUUUGUGAUACGGCCCUCUGAUCUCCCAACCAGUGGGGAGAUCAUCAAUGGCUUCAAGUCAGUUCUUACAUUAUAAGAAGUCGAAAAUCUCAACAUUUCUUUAACAUUAAUUUUUGUUACACUAUUAUAUGCUUUCGAUAUUUAUUGUGUGCCUUUUCUACAUGUCUACGUGUUUUGCAAGCAUUAGUGGUAGAGAAAUCUACUUUGUUUUUCAUUCACAGACAAUUAUGAAUAAUUCAGACACCAAAUAUUCUUUCAAAUUUAACCUUCUACUGUUUGGGAUUUAAGAAACGGUUGGCUUUCCAUAGUUAAAACACAUAUUUAGGCCCCAUCUUCCCUUCUCUAUCUCUCUCUCUUUCAUACUAAUGAGGAUUAUGAUUUUUAUUCUAUUUACAUUUCAAUUCAAUUCUUUAUUUCAUAUCCAUUCAAACAUAAUACAAAGUAAUAAAAAUCGGGUAUAAUUUUACAGAUGUACAUUCUUACCAUACAUUUCACUGUCUUUUGUAAUAACUUCCUUGUUAAAAAAAAAAUAAGGUAGUAGUGGUAUUGCUAUCACCGUUUUAUUCCUAAGAAGAUUUGAAUCCGCACUAAGAAAUAGGAAAGUCUUUCGUAUACUAUUGAUAAUUCCAUGGUGGCAAAACAUUGAGCAAUUAUUUAAGUUAUAUUUUUUUACUCAUCAGUUCUUGCCAUUUUAUAUAUCUCUUCUAUAUUUUUUAAAUCUCAUAACCACUUUGAGUUCAGUACGAACCUGAAAUACAUUCAAUUCUGUAUGCCUCGUGUUUGAAUUAAACUAUUGACAUAGUAUAGC
Lytechinus pictus (painted urchin) is the source of this 4912-nucleotide messenger RNA. RefSeq lists its product as uncharacterized. The transcript has 9 exons. The coding region runs from base 340 to 2784 and encodes 814 amino acids. The record is from RefSeq and is a predicted model, not a curated record. NCBI's taxonomy places the organism in Eukaryota, Metazoa, Echinodermata, Echinoidea, Temnopleuroida, Toxopneustidae.